UUCAGCGGCUGAGGAAGGAGUUUGGUGCGCGCAUACGCCCCCUAUACGCUCCUCUCCUCCUCUUCUCUCCUCUCAUCCAUCCAUCCACCCGAGAGCUGCUCUUCCCCCUCCGCCCGCUCAUUCAUCCUCUCGGACAGUCAGUCUCCAUCCUCUGACGGAGAACAGAAGCAGCAGGGCGGUGGCAGCCGAAGCCCUCAAUGGUCGGCAUUUGGACGGAAAUCCGCGCGUCAAACCUGGAGAGACAGGACUGCAAGUGAUUGCUAUGUCAGAGAGAAAUUCAGCCACCAAGAACCCAGCAGACGGAGGUUUUACGGAUCACGAUUCAAAGAUGUCAGAUGAGCACCGAGACACGGAUGAUUCGUCUGAGAAAACACCCAGUAGGAUGUCCAGAUCACCACAGAAAUCCAAAAGACCAAAGACGGUGCCUGUGAAAGUCCUGCUGCUGGACGGCUCGGCCUACGAGAGCGGCGUUGAGAAGCUCUGUAAAGGACAAGUGUUACUGGAUAUGGUGUGUGAACAUCUCAACCUGUUGGAGAAGGACUACUUUGGUCUGAGCUUUAGUGACACGGAGUGUCAGAAGAAUUGGCUCGAUCCUUCAAAAGAAAUCAAGAAACAAAUCCGUGUGGGUCCUUGGCAUUUCUCCUUUGCUGUCAAGUUCUAUCCCCCUGAUCCGUCUCAGCUGAUUGAAGACAUCACACGGUAUUACCUGUGUCUGCAGCUGAGGGAGGACAUUCUGUCAGGUCGUUUGCCCUGCUCGUUCGUCACUCAUGCUCUACUGGGCUCAUACGCCAUUCAGGCUGAGCUGGGAGACUAUGACCCCGAGGAACACGGGCCAGACUACAUCAACGAGUUCCGCUUUGCCCCCAAUCAGACUCGCGAGCUGGAGGAAAGGGUGAUGGAGCUGCACCGCACCUACAGGGGUAUGAGUCCUGCAGAGGCUGAAAUCAACUUCCUGGAGAAUGCCAAGAAACUCUCCAUGUAUGGCGUUGAUCUCCAUCAUGCUAAGGACUCUGAAGGUAUCGACAUCAUGCUGGGGGUUUGUGCCAGUGGCCUUUUGAUCUACAGAGACAGGCUGCGCAUCAACCGAUUCGCCUGGCCCAAGAUCCUCAAAAUAUCAUACAAGAGAAGCAACUUUUACAUCAAAAUCCGACCUGGAGAGUACGAGCAGUUUGAGAGCACCAUUGGCUUCAAGCUGCCCAACCACCGUGCCUCUAAGCGCUUGUGGAAGGUCUGCAUUGAACACCACACAUUUUUCAGGUUGGUCUCUCCUGAGCCUCCCCCAAAAGGUUUUCUUGUGAUUGGCUCAAAGUUCCGCUAUAGUGGACGAACCCAAGCCCAGAGCCGACAGGCUAGUGCUUUGAUUGACAGGCCAGCUCCUCAAUUUGAACGAUCCAUUAGUAGAAGGUACCUGUUGUCCCGCAGCAUAGACGGAGAGUCUGCUUUAGGGGACACCAUGGACCGACUCUCUCAGCACACUUCCAGUGAGCCUGUGCCUAGUCUUCCUAGAGAUGAGCUGGACCAGGACUACCUAGAGCCCAGUCUAGAUCAGGACCUGGACCAAGAUCAUGAACAAGAAGAAGAACAGCGACUAGAGAGUGACUCCACUCCCUCUAAAACGGUGGAGCUCAAGAGGGAGGAGGCAGGUUCUCCUGUAGACUCUAAGACAGAGUUGGACCAGGACUUGACCCCACGUCCUAAACAGGAGCAGUUCCUGGAUAAACCAGAGGAUGUGUUGCAGAAACAUCAAGCCAGCAUCAAUGAGCUGAAAAGAGCGCUGAGGGAGCCCAACAGCAAACUGGUCCACAGAGAAAAACGUCUCUCUGGAGCCUCAUCUGGUAGCACUCCGGAGAAAAAAUCUGCCUCAGAGGAGUCCCUAUUGAUUGAGAAGCAAGAUGGUUGUCAAAGAGACCUGCCCCUCAGUAAAAAAGACGAAAAGAGCAGGAGUCCUAGAGUAGCUUCAUUAGCCACUGGAUUCAACAGAGAGACAGAUGACAGAGUGAGAGAAAAAAACAUCAUCAGUGUAGCAAAAAGGACCUCAACAGAAAACAUCCUAUCACCAGAGAAGCCCCUGAGAAAUCGUGCCAAAAGCCCAGCUUUAAGGUACAACCAUUUCCAAGGAAUCAAUUCUUUGGAUGAGAAAGCUUAUGAUAAUGGACACUCACAUGACAGACCUUUGUCAGAGAAUGUCAUUCAUACAAAUGGAUGUGAUACAUAUGCAACAGAAAGACUUUGGGGUGACAAAAAGUACAUGGGGGUAACCAACAUAGAACAUGAGACCACAAAUCAAGACUUGGCAAGGUACGUAGAGAGGAGCUUUGGAGAGGCUUCUCCAAAUGCAGCUAUGGACAAAUAUAUGAGAGAUCGAUAUAAUGAAAGCAGAUGUGAGAGACAAUCCUAUGAAAAAGAACCAGAGAACACCAGAGCUACAUUACUGAAACAAACAUCCAAGGCAGAUCCUAAGGGCAAAGGCUCAACAAUCCAGAGACACGAUUCGACUGCAAGUGACACAUCACAAUCUGAGUUAAAGCGAAUUGUCCCAUUGAAGCCUGAGAGGUCGAAGAAGUUGAAAGACAGAAAAGGAGCAAAGCUGCAAGGACAACCAAGUGAGAGAAGUAUUUCAGGAUCAUUUGAUGAAAGUGAAGGCAUCAAUUCUAAGGAAGAUCAAGUAGUUUUUGAGAAUGCCCUGGACACCUUGUCACAGUCCAAAAAUUCUGCAACUUUAGAAAGCAUUGGAACUUUUGCCAAACAAGACUGGGCAAGUAAUUAUCACAAUUGGGAAACCAGAGAAUAUAUCCGUCAGUCUGUCCAAGACAGGCCCCAAUUAAGGGAUCUCAAGAACAACAUAGACCACAGACUAAGCAUUGAACAAGAUCAGUUCCUUUUUGACGAUCCACUCUUUAUGUUUGACUUUCCCACCAAUUCAACGUUUCCAGCCUUUGACCAGAUUGCCCCUUUAUACCCACCUGUAAAAUCCCAGAGAGCAAGAGAAACACGUACCAAACCAAUCACCAAAAGUGAUUCUGGCAACAGUCUUCACAAGAGCUCCGCCAUGGAAUCUUCCAAGAGGAAAUCAGUGAGAGAGCCCUGGGAGAGACGCUUGGGAUCGGUUUCAGAAGAUGACCCUGACCCAGACACUCUGUACCUAAAGGAGACCCACCUGGGAAUUGAGCGAAAAUGCUCAAGCAUCACUGUUAGCUCAACGUCCAGUCUGGAAGCUGAGGUGGACUUCACUGUGCUCAUGGACUUCCAAACUGGUAUGGAGGAAUUUUCUAGAGGCAUGACUGAGCUUGGAGAGAAAGACUACUCGCCUGAUUUUGGCCUCUCAGACCGUCCCACACAUCCAGCCUUUAUACUGGGAGCAGAUCCCAUCUACCUUCCUGAGGAAAGACAUGUAGAAGUACAGAGGCCCGUAGAGAAACCAAAGCCUGUUGUAGAACCGAAGCCACCGGAGGAACGUAAACCGGAGCCUUUUGUACCCAAGAAAGCUCCACGGUCGGUGAAAGCUGCACAGGCCCUAAGAAAAGACUCUACAGAACAAGCUAAUGCCCAGUCGAUGAGACGGGAGAGCUCUGAAUCACCCCCAAUCCACCCUCUCAGCAGAGAGAGCAGUGAAAUCAUUGCCUCCCAGGCUCUAAGGAAGACUGAGGUCAAGAUCGAGACGCAGCCCAAUGGCUCAGAGGUCACCACAACCAUAAUGGAGAUUGCAGACCCGGACCAUGGUAUCAGCGGUAUGCGAGAAGCUGCGUACUCUAUGACAGAGAGAGUCUCUCCUGUAUGUCAAUCCUUUCAUCGGGUGAACUUGGGAUCAUUAGCUAGAGAUGGUUCUCCACUAAUGGUUACUGAGAAUGUAACAUCUGCCACUACAACUCAUGUUACUAAGACGGUGAAAGGAGGCUACUCAGAGACAAGAAUUGAAAAGAGGAUCAUCAUUACUGGUGAUGAUGAUGUUGAUCAAGAUCAGGCGCUCGCCAUGGCAAUAAAAGAAGCCAAGCAACAGCACCCUGACAUGUUGGUAACCAAGGCUGUAGUUGUCAGGGAAACAGAAUCUUCCACGCAAGAUCCACAUGAGGAAUCGAAGUCCUGAUCUCCUCACUUCUCAGGACUUCAUCGAGAAUCAACUUUUCCUCAAUGACUGCCAGUGGGUCUCCAAACAUCUACAGACCUCUAAUAUUAAGCUUCUUGCUUCCACUUACAUACACAACACUAACAUUUACACAUGCACACAAACACAUGCUGCCUCCCAGACGUCGGAACCUAUUCCUGCUCAUGUAAUUUCUAUUUCGUGUCUACAUUUGCUGUGGUAAUAUGGACCAGGAGGCACACGGUCUUCCUCCCAGAGGACCGCUUUGGAGGGACGGACUCAGCAUCACAUCGAUCAGACGACUUAGCCGCCAUUGUAGUCUCUUGCUUUUUCUUCACACAUGUGAAAACUAACCAAGCGUACUAUCAACAGCCCGAUGCUAACAUCAAGCAUGAGGCAUAGGGCUUUUUGAUGAACGUGCUGAAUUAGCUUAGUGGAGUGACAGUAGUGUCUAUUGAGUAGUUUUUUUCUAGGGUUCAUUGAGAUAUAAAAACAGAAGAUCUUUUUUGCAAACACUGAACUGUAGGGAAAGCCUAGCUAGUGUGCAUACAGUAUGUCGUGCUUCUCAAAUCAACAGAUUAUGUUGCUGUUCAAUUCUGAACCAUCAUCUGCAUGUGACAAAGCAGGGUUUAAAAUAAUUUUCGUAUUUCAUACAACUAACUAUAACCUAUAACCUGGUUUAGGACCCUAGCAAAACGAGACUGUAUUAAUGUAUGGUUGCCAAAACAUUUGACUGUCCUCUUAUAAGUACUUCAUUUCCGCAUUAAACAUAAUAUGGAAGUAGUCGACUUGCACAUUUACCUCCCGAAAACCUGUUCUUUUAUUACUUUUACAGAUAUCCAGAAUGUGUUUUCAGUUAUUCCGGGAACACUUGCAUCAGCCUAGUAGAUAUCACAAACAAAGAAAAUACACCUAUUUUCAGUACAACCUUUUUCAAAGUACCUUUAGUAUUCAAGUUUAGAUUUUAGAAUUAAAAUAUCCCCAAGUAUGAAAUGCACGAUACAAAAAGUAACAUGUUUGCUUGUUGAAUGCUCUAUUUCAUCUUCUGCGCAUAUCGUUAAACUGUGAAAAAUUAUUUGAAGUCCAAAGAAACCAAACCUAAUUUGAAUUUAGUACAUGCUGACAUGAUACAUAAAUAAUCAAUGUUAUGUGCAUGUGCGUUUAGAGUUUAAGCAUUUGAAGAAGAAGAAAAAAAUAAUCAUUUUUAAAAGGAUUGCAAAAAAUAAUAAUUUUGAAUUAUUUUCCAACAAGCUGGUACUUAUAGCAAAUUCCCUACUGCUCUGUAUGUUUUUAAAACUUCUGUGAUUUGUUUUUUUUUAAACUGUUCCUUCCCGCACAAUGCUGUGCCAACGAACUAAUGAUUUAAAAAAAAUGGAUUUGUUAGAUAUGAGAACUUUUUAUGUGUAAAUGUCAUGAGCCUGUGGUUUUCAGUGAAGCGUGACCCUUGAGCCAUGAAUCUCUUUACAAACCUUCCUCUGUGAAAGCGGUAGAAAUCCUGGAUGAGACAGGACGUGUAUGUGUUCUAGUAUUGAAUGGAUGAAUGAACUUUGAAUUGUGAGUAUUGCCAAAUGAAAAACCUAGCAGACUCUAUGUAAGGACGAAAGAAAGCCAGGACAGCUCUCGAUAACCUUUGCUAACAUGGUCAAGGCUUGUUGUUGUGUAACUAAUGCAUUUGUUCAGGCCUGUGCACUAUGUGAAAAUUAAAACAGCCUGCAGAUAUCAGAAGGGGGAUUUGUAAAUGUCUUACUUCCAACUUGUACAGUUGCUGAUUUUUGAGAACAAGGGAGCUGACCUAGGAUAUAAAGAAAAGAAGUGCCAUGCAAAGGUUGAUAGUUGGAUGUCAAGUCAACCACAGCAUUCUUUCGCCAGCUCAUUUGCUAAGCCUAUGUCAGAGUUUUGUCACUUUACAAGACAAAUGCCCUCGUUUAUGCUGUACAUGUUGCAUUUAACAUUUGAACUUUGAGGAAAACAAGUUAAGCUUAAAAAAAAAUCAAUAUUUUAGCAUUGACUCCCCUGAGAUUCCACCUGCAGAAACUUCUGUUUACACUGCUAUCCUCUCUACUUUCUACUGCUUGGUUUUGUGUGUUUGCUGUACAGUGUUCGAAAUAAAUACGAUUCAUCCAAGUUA
Messenger RNA from Danio rerio (zebrafish), 6209 nucleotides. Lineage: Eukaryota; Metazoa; Chordata; Actinopteri; Cypriniformes; Danionidae. The record is from RefSeq and is a predicted model, not a curated record.